GUAUGAUCUGUCACGGACUUGGCAAUUUGCUGCGUACUAAACCGGUAUUCCAUUUCAGGCUUUAUCGCAGACGCGUACCGCCUUAAUUUUUUAAAGUUUGAACUCGGCUCCGUUUCAUAAUAAUCGAGCCCUUUGUUAUUGACGAGUUGUAUUACGCACAAUAAGCAACGCUUUUUUAUUUGUUUCGUCUCCAUUGCUGUAUACAGAGCUAAAACCAAACCAGUAAAAAUGAAAACUAUAAAAUUGGAAUCUGCUGACGGAAAAAAGUUUGAGGUCGAUAUAGAAGUAGCUAAAUGUUCAAUAACAAUCAAAACGAUGCUUGAUCUACACGCCGCUUUAGUAGAUAUUGAUAACGAAGCAAUUCCUCUUCCCAAUGUUAACGGUGAUAUUUUAAAACUUUUUAUUGAGUGGGCCACCCAUCAUGUAAAAGAGGAAGAAGAUGCUGUAAAAAUUACCCCUUGGGAACAGAAAUUUCUAAAGGAUCAUGACUCACAACUGAGAGAACUCAUUAUGGCUGCAAAUUAUUUAGAUGUUAAAAGGUUAUUAGAUAUAACAUGUUUUGCAGUAGCCCAACAAAUAAAAGGAAAAUCUCCAGACAAAAUUAAGAAAAGAUUGGAAGCAUUGGUAGAUGUUGAAGAUUAAAAAGUAAAAUGUUACAAGGAAAAAACAAUUCCUUUUUUAUGUUAAAUUUUAAAAAUACUUCAUUAAACUUCAUUUUUUAUAUCAUAUAAGUGAAUAAAUAUAUUAAAAUUGUAAAUAAAACCUACAAGAGAAAACAAUAUCCUGAAGUACUGUUUCUCAUUUUUUUAACUUAA
Messenger RNA from Trichogramma pretiosum, 815 nucleotides. Its product is annotated as S-phase kinase-associated protein 1-like. Gene Ontology annotation, biological process: SCF-dependent proteasomal ubiquitin-dependent protein catabolic process. The coding region runs from base 229 to 642 and encodes 137 amino acids. NCBI's taxonomy places the organism in Eukaryota, Metazoa, Arthropoda, Insecta, Hymenoptera, Trichogrammatidae. The transcript has 3 exons. The record is from RefSeq and is a predicted model, not a curated record. Gene Ontology annotation, molecular function: cullin family protein binding. Gene Ontology annotation, cellular component: cytoplasm; nucleus.